Messenger RNA from Babesia microti strain RI, 2121 nucleotides. RefSeq lists its product as hypothetical. The coding region runs from base 1 to 2121 and encodes 706 amino acids. The record is from RefSeq and is a predicted model, not a curated record. NCBI's taxonomy places the organism in Eukaryota, Apicomplexa, Aconoidasida, Piroplasmida, Babesiidae. The transcript has 3 exons.
AUGAAUAAUAGGGGGUGUAUAGUAUAUGCCGUAUACGCUAUGCCUGAGGAUAUGCUGGAUUGGUACUGCAAGCUCGAGGGGAAGCUAUCACUUGUUGAUUUGAGCAAUGAAUUAGACCUGAUGACAGGCGAAUUGAGGUCUAAGGUCAAUUCUACAAUCAGCAAAGCAGAGUGCCACCUUGAUCAGUUGAUCGAAUGCAUAAGAUCUAUACGAGAGGAUGGCCCGCUGGAUAUAAGCAUAGUGGAAUCUGUCAAGCAGUUAAAUUUGUUGAUCAAAAAGGCGGAAAUGGACCAUUCGCAGCUUGAUAAACUGGAGGUGCUGGAGGAUUACCGCAUUAAACUGAAGGAUGCUCAUGAAAUACUAACUCUGUUUUCCAAUUGGGAUGACUUGGUGGCUAAAAUACGAGAAUUAUUAAGUGUAGAUACUAAUGACAAUGGCGUAUCGGCCGAGAGCGAAGUUUCCAACGAGAUCGCAGCUAUGAAGGAUUCUGACUUUAUAAACUUACUACCCCUAUCCACGCUAAUGGCAAACAUUGCCCAGGGGUAUAAGAAGGCCAGAAAAUUUGUCGCUAAGCAAGUGCUUAGCAAUAUAGCCACGAUAUACCAGGGCUACUACACUGUGUUUUUGACAAGACUCGCCAUGUUCGUUGAAAAGGUUUUGGAAGAUAAUAUGUCGCCACUAGAUGCUGAGCAGUUUAGGUCGUUGUAUUUUGCAGAAGCAGAUGAAGUUGGUAUGGAAUUGGGUUUUUUUGACACACCCCAAUCACUGAUGAAAUCGCAUAUUUUUAAGCCAUUCAAGCGUAUAUUUCAUGAAUACUUAUCAGGUUUACUUUCAUCAUUAUCUGAAGGCCAGGAGUUUGCCCACAUUUCAUCUCUUGAUGGAUAUAAAAAGGCUUCUUUUGUCAUAAAAGUGUUUGUCAAGUUUAUACUUACGUAUAUAGAGGAGAGACAGGCUGUUAUUGAGGGCAUUAUUCAAGCAUCGCAAAUAACUUUACAUGUUGUAAAUUCAGGGUUAUCUGAAUUAUCUAUAUUGUAUUUGAUGUUACAAACGACAAUUUCCACGCCAAAAGAAUCAAUUGAAGAAUUAUUGAUAACAUAUUCAGAGGUGACGUCGGAAAUUGUCACUUCGUUAUCCAUAUCGCACGGAGACUUAACUCCAUUUCUCCCCGAGACGAUAUUUACCAAGUAUAUCGAUAUUUUGGGGUGUGAAAUAGAAAAAAUAGUUAGCAUUGAAACAAACGGGCUGGAGAGUAUGUCUCCCCAAGAUAACUCGUAUUCAAGGCUAUUUGAUUCACUAAACAAAUACACCUUCCUGUGUAUCCAGUUGUGCGAAUGUAAACAAGAUGAUAAUUAUAUUAAGUUUUCAGAAUUUGAUAUUAAGAUACCCAGAUUGGCCUCGAAUUUAUUCAGGUGUAAGUUACAUUGUUCUUUUUUAUCGGCAUCAAACCGUUAUUUCGGCCUGCUUAAGGAUAUGGAGUAUGAAAAGUACUAUACUACGUUAGAAUGCAUAGAAUAUCUCAUCCUCUUAUGCCGGGUCAAGGAGCAAUUGCACAAGGCAUUGAAUGCAAUUCUUGCGUUUGAUGAGUUACCUUGUGAAUUUUUAUCAAAGCACUAUGCCACGGAUACAGACCGAGCGGAUGUUUUUGACAAGAAGAAUUAUAGAAUGGUAGUGGAUUCACUUGAGGAGUUGAUUGAAAAGGUGCCUAUAUGUAUAGUUUCGCACGCGAUAUGUCACAUAUCAAAAAAUCUCAGGGAAUAUUCUACAUUGUCAGUUUUCCAAGUAGGUGGGUCAAAUGGCUUACCUACAAGCCUACUUUCAUUAGCCGGCGAAUCAUUCAUAUCACUUAUCCCGCCAUUCACAAACGUAACCGCCUUUGAUUUACCAAAGCUAGUAUUUGCCGAGUUUGUACAAGUGCUAAUUGAGAAUGUGAAGAAGAUUCACAGGUUAAGCAAAUCGGGGGCUCAGCAGCUAACAACCGACUUAAAAUACGUGGCGCAAACAGGCAGUGCAUUUGGAUUACGAAGCAAUCAGCUUAACAAUUUGAUAGAGAAUGUAGAAGCGGCUUUGUCUGGCCGUCCUUACGGUGAUCCGUGGCUGUGCAGUUUGACUUCCGAGUGGUAG